UUUAAAUCAAGGGAAACGUCUUUAAAUGCUAAGUAAAAGCCCUAACCUGGGCACCUGGGUAUCGGUAGGGGUCACAGGUGGAGAGGUGCGGGACGCCUGGAGUUCAGAAGUCCAGACCGGGUGGGAAGGUCUGAGUAAGGAGCCGCCCACAAGGAGCUCCAACUUCAGGGCGGGGUUGUGGAGUCGCUCUGGUGGAAAGACUCAUCCGAAAGCAAACGAGCCUGAGUCAGCGCUGCCCUAGGGGCCCUCCGCCCCUGGGGGGCGGGGGGGUGUCACAGAUGGGCCCCGGAGUCGAGUAGGGCAGAAGAAACUGGGCCAAGCUGCACUUUUACCUCGAGGGGCCUCGAGGGCUCUCCGUGUCUCUGGAGACAAGGGCACUACAAGGAUGUAGUGAUGAAGGAUGAAGAGUUGUAAGACGCAGAUCCGGCGCGGCCGGGAGGGAAGGGGUUAGGAGUAGGGUCCGCCUGGGCUACCUUCAGCCCUUAUCAGACGGACGACGAAAUGCGAAGGACUGCCUUUCCCGUCUGUUCUCCCAGCGCCUCCCUGGGGAAGGAGAGGAGAACUCCGUGUUCAGCUGCGGAGCCGGACGCCUGAAUUGGGAGGACAUGUUUGCUGCUUCUGCGUCUCCCCGCCGGUCUAAGUGGAUCGCUCCACCUAUGUCCUCCCCCGCUCUUUGGGCGCGAUGGACUGUUCCAUUGCCCCUCCAGUCUCGGGCCUGCGUUGCGGGGGACACUGGCACGGCCCUCAUCGCCCCCUCCUCAGGCGGGAGCAUGCUGGGGCUCCCAGGGCUGCGGCUCCCCCCGGCGGGGUUCCUCUUCCUGUUGCCAUUCCUGCUGCUGCUGCUGCCCACAGCCCCCGCGCCCCAUCGGGCUUCCUACAAGCCGGUCAUCGUGGUGCAUGGGCUCUUUGACAGCUCGUACAGCUUCCGCCACCUGCUGGAAUACAUCAAUGAGACACACCCUGGGACUGUGGUGACCGUGCUCGAUCUCUUCGAUGGCAGAGAGAGUUUGCGGCCCCUGUGGGAACAGGUGCAAGGGUUCCGAGAGGCUGUGGCCCCCAUCAUGGCAAAAGCCCCUCAAGGGGUGCAUCUCAUCUGCUACUCGCAGGGGGGCCUGGUAUGCCGGGCACUGCUGUCUGUGAUGGAUGAACACAAUGUGGAUUCUUUCAUCUCUCUCUCCUCUCCACAGAUGGGACAGUAUGGAGACACGGACUAUUUGAAGUGGCUGUUCCCCACCUCCAUGAGGUCUAACCUCUACCGCAUCUGCUAUAGCCCCUGGGGCCAGGAAUUCUCCAUCUGCAACUACUGGCAUGACCCCCACCAUGAUGACUUGUACCUCAAUGCCAGCAGCUUCCUGGCCCUGAUCAAUGGGGAAAGAGACCAUCCCAAUGCCACUGCUUGGCGGAAGAACUUUCUUCGUGUGGGCCGCCUGGUGCUGAUUGGGGGCCCUGAUGAUGGUGUCAUUACCCCCUGGCAGUCCAGCUUCUUUGGUUUCUAUGAUGCAAAUGAGACGGUCCUGGAGAUGGAGGAGCAACUGGUUUAUCUGCGGGAUUCUUUUGGGUUGAAGACUCUCCUGACUCGGGGGGCCAUAGUGAGGUGUCCAAUGGCUGAGAUCUCCCACACGGCCUGGCACUCCAACCGCACCCUUUAUGAGACCUGCAUUGAACCUUGGCUCUCCUGAGGGAUCCCUCAGGAACUCCCCAGCCCAGAGACCAAGUGGUAGCCUUGGAUGUCAGGCCCUGGUGUGCCCGUGACCACCUCAUCGCUCCCCCGCGGCCCCCACCAACCAGGGCUCCCAGGGCCCCUUCCUCCGCUCCUCUGUGAAAGGCAAAUCCUGGUUUCCGCCAUCUCGUGUCCUCUCGUUUGGGACUCGCUGCGGGCUCCCCCAUCCUCUUAAGGCCAAGCUUGGGAAGUGAGGAGCCGGGUUUACUCGUGGCUGCUCCUCGUCUCUGGCUGGAGACGCAGAACCCAGCCCCUGCCCGCCACACGGGUCUCCUUCCAGGCCACUCAGGACAUUUGUAGCUUCUGUUUUCCCCAUGUUCCCUGUUCGUCUGAACUCCCCUGUUGUGAGCCCUCCCAUCCCCCAGGAAGGACCACCCAUGAGAGUGGGCUUCCGAGGCUCCCCUAUGGGGACAUUUCCGUUCUUGAAGUGUCAGUGUUGGGGAAUAUCUGUGGCCUGUGAGGCCCAUCUCAGGUUUGGGGAUCCCCCAGUCCCUAUGUUCAGUAUUGGGGUGCCCUUGGGGGGCCCAGUUUCUUUGAGGCUCCAGCCCCUCUUUUAGCUACCCUUGAAUGGGUGUUACCCCUGUAUUUAUGGAAAUAAAGUUCCAUUUACUCAG
This is a messenger RNA of Kogia breviceps (pygmy sperm whale), 2334 nucleotides long. It is a transcript of the gene PPT2, whose product is annotated as palmitoyl-protein thioesterase 2. NCBI's taxonomy places the organism in Eukaryota, Metazoa, Chordata, Mammalia, Artiodactyla, Physeteridae. Gene Ontology annotation, molecular function: palmitoyl hydrolase activity; thiolester hydrolase activity. The record is from RefSeq and is a predicted model, not a curated record. Gene Ontology annotation, cellular component: lysosome.